Messenger RNA from Hyaloperonospora brassicae, 1446 nucleotides. The record is from the annotation of a GenBank genome assembly. Lineage: Eukaryota; Oomycota; Peronosporomycetes; Peronosporales; Peronosporaceae.
AUGAGCUCCUCGACUGCAUGUGUGCGCUGCUCGGUGCUGGCUACAGAACUAGCAGCACUGCGAGCGCAGAACAAAGCGCUUCAAGUCCGACUUGAGACUCUUAAGAAGCGGUCGGAAGAAGCUGAGACGAAACAAGCGGACACGGGCGCGGCAGUCGAGGCGCGUGCCGAGACGUUGACGUACUCCCAGUUUUCGAAAGUGGAGCUACAGCGCUAUGGACGACAAAUGCUCGUGAAAGACUUUGGAGCGCAAGCGCAGCUGAAGUUGCGGUCUGCACGUGUGCUGCUGAUUGGUGUCGGUGGACUCGGGUCGCCUGCUGCGCUGUACUUGGCUGCUAUGGGCGUGGGCACGUUGUCGAUCGUUGACAACGACUGUGUCGAUCGAAGCAAUUUGCAUCGACAGGUGCUUCAUGAUGAACAGGGAGCGAAAGAACGAGCGAGCAAAGUGGAUUCGGCGAAGAAACGACUGCAAGAAUUGAACCCUUUGCUGCGGUGCGACGUGUAUCCGAUGCGGUUUACUGCUGCGAACGCGUUGUACCUUGUCGAAGAACAUGAUGUGGUCGUUGAUGCCUCGGACAACGUUGGAACUCGCUACCUCGUAAACGAUGCAUGUGCACUUCGACGUACGCCAUUGGUAUCGGGAAGUGCGCUGGGUAUGGAGGGCCAGGUCACUGUGUUUACCUAUCAGGACGACGAGAACGCGACCGGAUGCUACCGCUGUUUGUAUCCUGAUCCACCUCACGCCGCAAAGAGCUGUGCUGAAAACGGUGUGAUCGGUGUUGUUCCUGGCGUGAUCGGGUGUCUCCAGGCCAUGGAAACGGUCAAGCUCAUUUCGGGUGUAGGAGAACCUCUUGUCGGUGUGCAGUGCUUCUACGACGCAUACGACGGUCAGUUCCGACGCUUGAAAAUUGCCAUGAAGAGAAAAAAGAACUGCCUGUCUUGUCGUAGGGAUGCUGUUUAUGGCGACGUGGUAUCUGUUGACGCGUCGCUACUGGUCGAGGGCAACUGCACCGAUGCAGCAAAGCGCAUUGACGAUCUCGGCCCUGAGUUUCGUAUCAGCGCUGAGGAAUUUGCCAAAGUGCGCGAGGAAGCAAGAAAGGAAGGAAAACAACAUGCUGCAGACGGCAGUUAUGUUCUGCUGGACACGCGUGCGCGCAUACAGUUUGACAUGGUGCAUUUCCCCGAAGCAGUAAACAUUCCAACCGGUGAGCUCAUGAAGCAGGAUCCUGAAAGUAUCAGUACUUUGCAGGGAAAGAAUGAGGACGUGACUGACUCCCCACCGCUCACGAGUAAGCGAUUGUAUGUGAUCUGUCGUCGAGGUGUGGAUUCGGUCAAGGUGACACGGUGGUUGGUCGAUCACGGUGUCAAGAAUGUGUUCAACGUGAAUGGAGGGUACACCGAGUAUGCUAAAGAAGGUGGUGUUGACCCGACAUUUCCGAUGUACUAG